Messenger RNA from Cydia fagiglandana, 446 nucleotides. It is a transcript of the gene CPH17, whose product is annotated as cuticle protein 12.5-like. The transcript has 3 exons. NCBI's taxonomy places the organism in Eukaryota, Metazoa, Arthropoda, Insecta, Lepidoptera, Tortricidae. The coding region runs from base 135 to 419 and encodes 94 amino acids. The record is from RefSeq and is a predicted model, not a curated record.
GCCCAGGAGGUAGGGCUAAACUUGGGCCGAGCAUGUGUCUAGGCAGUAUAUAAGCUGGCCGGCUCGGUUCCUAAGCACAUUCGACCCACAUCUCCUUCUUCACCUCUACAAGCCACCCCAACCCACCCCUCAAAAUGUACAAGCUGGUUGUGUUCGCCGCCCUCCUCGCCGUGGCCGCCGCCGCGCCUAGCCCGUACGGUGUUCCGCUGGGCGUAGCGGCCCCUUAUGCGGCCCCCGUAGCAUCGGUUUGGGGCCAUGGGCUCGCUCCAGCACCCAUUAUUAAGACCGCGGUACCUGUCGCCACUUCCUAUGCCAACACAGUGAGGCUCGCCAGCCCAGCCGUGGCGGUGGCGCCCGCCCCAUACGCCGCCGUGGCGCACGCGCCCGUCCUGGCGUCCCCCUACGCGCACGCCUGGUAAGCGACACGCCACACGCCACACGCCACA